Molecule: messenger RNA, 2649 nt
Organism: Limulus polyphemus (Atlantic horseshoe crab)
Lineage: Eukaryota; Metazoa; Arthropoda; Merostomata; Xiphosura; Limulidae
Exons: 3
Coding region: 1-429 (142 amino acids)
Source: RefSeq, a predicted model, not a curated record
AUGCCUUAUUCUGAACUUUUGAGUCACAGACCAGUACUUGCAUACAUUGACAACAUCAAUACAGAUAUAUUUGGAGCAAACCUCUACAACAAUUAUGUACAGAGACGCACCCAACUAAAGAGGAAAGAAAAUGAAGAGGUUGUUGCACAUGUGAGAGUUCAAGCUGGAAUGAGAAGAGAGACGGGACUUUCUCGAAUGGGAAUCAUACAAGAUGAAGAUUUCAAUUUGGAAGUUGAUGAAGGUGUAACCUCUUGCAAGUCUGUCCUUGUCCAUACAGGUGUUUAUAACCAAAAUGUUGAUGAAGGAGAUUACGAUCAUUCCCCACGAGAUUUCCUCCUAGCCGAAGUAGCUCAGAAAGAACCUACUUAUAAAGUAGAAAAUGUUCUUAGUGCUGUAGACCUGAUUUUUAAUGAAGAGAAUUUUGCAUGAUGUAUAUUUUCUUGCUUAUCAAGACAAAAUUUUCUGAAGUUUUAUUCCUUUACCAUUCCAUAUGUUAAAAGUAGCUAUUUCUUUGGAAGUGUGAUUAUAACCACUCUUAGCAAAAAUAUUAAUUAAAAUGCAUCUCCAGUUUUCCCCUUAUUUUACAUGUAAUUGGAAACAUGUAUUAGAAUUAUUGAACAUACUGAUUAAAAGCAGUAAUAAUCAAAUCCCAAUGGUAGAUAGACUUCUCAACAAGAUUUAGACAUUUUCAAAAUAUACAGUGUUAUGAUCUUACAUAAUAUUUUAUGUAAGCUGUUUCUGUCUUAAUACAAGUGCACCAUAUAGCCUGAUACGUUUGUGUAGAACAGUUCACUUAAGAAAUGGUGCUUAUAUCUAAAUAGCAUACGGGAGGUUUGAAUUGUUUUCUAUUGCCUAUACUUGGACUAUAUAGUAGAUUAAAACUUUAUAUCUGGUUUUAUUUGUUUAACGUGAAAGCUAAUUUUUUGUGUUUUAUAAUUGUAUACUUUAGAGAUGUGUUUGAACGCUUUGCAGUUUUCUUUAUAUUUUACAAAGGGUUCAACCUAUUCUGCUUAUAUCAACAAAGAAUCUAUUAGUUUAGUAUGAUUUACCCAAAAAUUAAAACACACAAUAAAAAGAAAGACUGUAAUCCUUAUAGAACAUAUUUUGUGAAUUAAACAGUUUUUAAUGCACUCCCCACAUAUUCUGUGAUUAUGAAAUCCAGUAUUCAUAGGUUUAAUUUGAACUUUGAUAAUUUUCCUUUUGUCAAGGUUUCUAGGAUGAGUAAAAUUAGCUAAAAGAUCAUCAAGUUAUUAUAAAGUUAAACUGAGAAGUCUAACUUUCAUAUAACUUUUAUAAUGGGGAGAACAAGACUUGUAUAUAUACAAAAGCUAACACUUUUAAUUACCUGUUUACUUACAUUGGGAUUAGAAAUUGUUCAUCCAAUUAUUUGAACUUUUCCAUGUAAACUAUUUAAAAACUCAAGUAAUAUUUCGUCACCAUAGAGUUAACAUAAGUAAUGCACUUAUUUGUGCAUUUCUUUGUUUGUUUGUUCAAUAAAAGAUAAAAAAAAAUGACAAUUCAACUAAAAAUCAAACAUAUAUAUAAUGUAUAUAAAAUGUUAUUCCUCCUGACGUAUUCUAAUAAUGAAGCAGGAUGCCCAUAUAUUAAGCAACUAUGCAGUCUUUAUUGAGGUCACUAAAGUAACCAUGUUUCCUUAUUCCUGCAUUAAAGUGUGUUACUUUCUACUCUUCCACUUGCAACUACAGGGUGUCACUUUCAUAUUUUUUAGAACAUAGUAAUAACUCAAUUUUAAUUCAUUUAAACACUAAAGGUAGAGUCACUUAUUUUGAGUUUAUUAAUUUCUUCAAGAUGAAAAAACUUAAUAAUUUAGUCAAGUGUUGAUGAACACUAUAGUAGUAAAUCUUUGGAAAACUUUAAAUUGAUGCAUCACUUAAAUAAAUAAAAUAAUAAUAAGGUAUAAUGUGACAUCCUCAAACAGGGCACCUGUUUUUUCAUUCCAACAACUGAUGGAUUUACCACUUACUUUAAGACAUCACUGCCCAUUCCUUCUCUUUGUCAGUACCAUAUGAUAUCCCCUCACUCUCCUCAUCCAGCUUUGUCCAUAACAAGUACUGUAUAAAGCUAUGACCAGAUGGUUUCUCCACCAAUAUGAUUCUUACUCAAAUAGACAUUGCUAGUUUCUGUGUAAUCAAUCAAAUGAACAAAAAUGAUAAUUAUUAGGACUAGUUACUAUUUCCUUACAUCCCCAAAUAUUGUACACCUCAAAAUAAUACAGUUAUCUCUUUGUGGGACAGUAUGUAUUUUGUGGGGAAGGAAUGUUUAAAUUGGGACCAUUCCCAGAUUCAUUGAAUGAAAUUGUACAUUAUAAUUGAUGUAAGAUAAUACUGCAAGCUCAAUAUAUUAUAUUGAUUGUGUAUGCACAAUUUUUCAUGGUUAGAAAGAAGUAUAAAUUUGAACUUGUUUAGAAAUUAUUGACUGGCCCUGUGAAUGAUUUUAUAUUGCAUAAUAGUUAUUCUUCAAAAGUGUACCUUAUGUGCAACUGUUCUUUUAGAAUUAAGAUUUUAGUGAAAAGUGCUUAUGCUGAUUUGUUGAAAUUUAUGGAACUAAGCCAUUAGUCAUGCCUCUUCUGAGCAUGGAUAGGGUCAGUUCUUUGUAUCCUUGUAAAUAAAAGUUUGAUUUUCAUGAAAA